AUGCCCAUCCUUAUUCUACAAGACUUCGGAAACACCGGCAUUCCAAGUGGUGCCUAUCUCUCCUCGGUCUCGGCCGUUGUCCACCUGCGUCUCAGUUCGACCUACGACGAUCAGACUUUGAAAGAUCCCACUGCGUUGACUAGACAUUCGGCCAAAAGGAUCGGCCAUGCAUAG
This is a messenger RNA of Plenodomus lingam JN3, 174 nucleotides long. NCBI's taxonomy places the organism in Eukaryota, Fungi, Ascomycota, Dothideomycetes, Pleosporales, Leptosphaeriaceae. The record is from RefSeq and is a predicted model, not a curated record.